Molecule: messenger RNA, 1895 nt
Organism: Plutella xylostella (diamondback moth)
Lineage: Eukaryota; Metazoa; Arthropoda; Insecta; Lepidoptera; Plutellidae
Product: homeobox protein NK7.1
Biological process (GO): regulation of transcription by RNA polymerase II; cell differentiation
Cellular component (GO): nucleus
Molecular function (GO): RNA polymerase II cis-regulatory region sequence-specific DNA binding; DNA-binding transcription factor activity, RNA polymerase II-specific
Source: RefSeq, a predicted model, not a curated record
CGGUCGGCACUAGUCGCAGGAGACGGUCGUGUGUCGCGCUCCGUCGCUCGAGUGACGUCCGCGAACGCGUAAAUUUCACUUCCCGCUCGUAUUUAAAUUGUCAAUAAUUUUUAUGCCCUCAUUUGACUUCUAAAAGUUUCUAGUGUUGUGACAGUGAGGUCGCGCCAUGCUGUAGCACACACACAUGAGUGGCCGCACGCACACAUGCGCGCGCGCGGACAUGCUGACCGUCGCCUACCUGUACAGCGACCCCGGGGCGUCGCCGACACGACACGGCACGUCGCCGACACGACGCGGCACGACACCGCCACGCGAUGACAUGGGGGAGGACCGGGAGCUACAUGUCGACGUGGCGAACGAUGCGGAGGAGAACAGCGACCCAGUAGAGUCCACAGACGAGGGCCACACGCAACUGGAAACUGACGAAUGUCGGGACCCUCAGAUAGACGUGGGCACUGAGGAGUACGAGGUCUCCGCGCGGCCGCCGACGCCCGGCCACGCCCGGCCGCCGGAGGACCCCACCGGCGACCUGGCGGAGUCCUGGCAUCCCCACGUGUACGGCAAGCCGCCCGUCCGCCCUACCCCCCACACCAUAGACUACAUCCUAGGACUCAGUGACGACAGGACUCCCAGUGACAGUAACAGUGUUAGUCAGUUGGUGAACGUGAAACGGAACUUGGAAGUGUGCGUGAGGAGAAACAGUGCGCCGAAGAAUAAGCUGCAGGAGCAGCUGCUGCAGCGGACGGCUCGGGCCAGCACUGGCGCUAGCACUGGCGCCAGUACUGGAGCCAGUGCUGGGGCGAGUCGGGGCGAGGAGCCCCUCAACUUGACGCUGCCGAAAAGUCGGAGUGUCUCCACGUGGGUCGACGAUGAGAAGCUUUAUGGUAAAGAAGCUCUCCGGCUGAAGCGGAAGAAGUCCACCGAGUCCCUAGUAUCCCCGUCCCCCGAGGGUUCCGUGUCCAGCUCGGAGGGCGAGGCGGGGGCGGGCGGGGACGCGGGGGGCGGGCGGCGCAAGAAGGCAAGGACCACCUUCACCGGCAGACAGAUCUUCGAGCUGGAGAAGCUGUUUGAGGUGAAGAAGUACCUGUCGAGCGGGGAAAGGGCAGAUAUGGCCAAGCUGCUGAAUGUCACCGAGACGCAGGUGAAGAUCUGGUUCCAGAACAGAAGAACGAAGUGGAAGAAGAAGGACAACAUCUCCAACGCAGAGGUGGCCGAGUUCAAGCAGCAGAACAAGCCAGAGGAGAGGAAACUGGAGGAGAGGAAACUCGAGGAGAGGAAACCCGAGAACGAGGCCAGGACCGACCCGCUAGCGCUCGACAUGUCCAAGAAAACCAACAAAAUACUCAGCGACAAACUAAAAAGUACAAAGUUACCUCCGCCGAAAGCGCGGAAAGUAGAGAAGGGGGUGUUGUUAGAAUCGAUCAGUGAUGUGAACGAUAUCGAGUCGAGGAUAUCGAUCACGAAGAUCACGAACAAGCUGUCCAGUGCCGAGAUCUGUGACGUCAGCAAGGUGCUGGUAAGAAGCUAUUCGCCAGAAGAAGUCAAGGAACUCAAGUAUAGCGCAGAUACUGUCAGGGACGUGGAGAUGUAGAAAGUUGAGGAGUUAAGUGGACAGUGAGGACACUAGUGGACAGUGCCAGGAAUGAGGAACUAGUUUUAUGGUUACGUUUCCGUUGACUCAAUGAAUCAAAGAAAGUGGUUUGGUGUUUUUGUGAUCUAGAUAGAUUUUCGUUAGUAAAACUUUUAUCAUUAUUAUUUUGUACUGUAAAAUACUGCUGAAAUAUCUUUUGUUUUGUCUAAAGUCUAAACUACCUAAGUAUUUAAAAUGUAAAAUAAAAUGGUGGUCUUCUUACCUCACUUUUAUUCAAAAUGCUUAUUAAUUUAGAGAUCAUAUC